Molecule: messenger RNA, 5094 nt
Organism: Nerophis lumbriciformis (worm pipefish)
Lineage: Eukaryota; Metazoa; Chordata; Actinopteri; Syngnathiformes; Syngnathidae
Source: RefSeq, a predicted model, not a curated record
AUGGCAGGACGCAGUGAGGAUGAAAGUGUUAGCAACAGCAGUGGCGAAUCAAGCAAUUCAGAUGAUGAAUCCGGUUCUGGAUCGGCAUCUGGAUCCGGCUCAGGUUCCAGUUCAAGUUCCUCAAGCAGCAGUAGCCAGUCGGGGAGCAGCGACUCAGGAAGUGGCUCAGACUCUGGCAGUCAAUCAGAAUCUGAGACGGAGAAAUCCAAGGAAAAAAUUGAUCCUCCAAAUAAGUCAAACAUUGAUGGCGCGGAGUUUUGGAAGUCCAACCCAAGUAUCCUAGCAGUCCAACGAUCUGCUAUGCUCAGGAAACAACAGCUCCAGCAGCACCAACAGCAGAGACAAAGCUCUUCAAACAGUGGAUCUGAUGAGGACUCAUCAAGUAGCGAUGAAUCUGACUCUUCAAGUGGAUCCAAAAGGAGAAGAAAUUCAGGCUCCUCUGACUCCGGAUCAGGCUCUGGAUCAGGAAGUGGAUCUGGAUCAGACUCCUCUGAUGAGAACAAUAGUCAUGAAACCGUCUCAGACUAUGAGCCCAGUCAAACAACAAAAAACAGAAAGCCUCCAACUAAAAUGAAUUUUCGAAACGGCAAGAAGAGCAGCUCCCAGAAAAAGAAAACCCAGAAAUGUUCAUCUUCUGAGGACGAGGAGAACUAUAAGAAGGUCGUCGCCGCUGGUCCACGACGGCAGGCCACAGUCAACAUCAGCUAUAAGGAAGACGAGGAGUUGAAAACAGACUCGGAUGACCUUGUGGAAGUUCUUGGGGAAGAUGUCCCUCAACCGGAGGAAGAUGAGUUUGAAACACUGGAGAGAGUGAUGGACAGCAGAUUCGGAAGAAAAAGGGCUGUGGGAAGUGUGACUACUGUAUACGCAGUAGAAGCAGAUGGAGACCCAAAUGCGAACUUCAAUUCAAAUAAGGAGGCAGGAGAAAUCCAGUACCUUAUAAAGUGGAAGAACUGGGCCCACAUUCAUAACACUUGGGAAACAGAAGAGACCCUUAAGUUGCAAAAUGUCAGGGGUAUGAAGAAACUGGACAAUUUUAAGAAGAAGGAUCAGGAGAAAAAGAAAUGGUUAAAGGCAGCCUCACCUGAGGAUAUUGAGUAUUUCAAUUGUCAAGAAGAACUAAUUGAUGACCUGCACUCUCAGUACCAACUUGUGGAGAGGAUCAUAGGUCACUCUAACCAGAAGUCAGCUGCUGGUUACCCAGACUACCUGUGCAAGUGGCAGGGAUUACCGUAUUCAGAAUGUAGUUGGGAAGAUGGAGCUCUGAUUUCCAAGAAGUUCCAGAAAUGUAUUGAUGACUACAUGAGCAGAAACCAAUCAAAGACCAUUCCAUCCAGAGAUUGCAAGGUGCUGAAACAGAGACCAAGGUUUGCGCCUAUGAAGCAGCAGCCCCAUUACAUAGGAGGUGAUGGAUUAGAGCUCCGAGACUACCAGUUGGACAGUUUGAACUGGAUGGCACACUCGUGGUGCAAAGGCAAUAGCUGCAUCCUCGCUGAUGAGAUGGGUUUAGGGAAGACCAUCCAGACCAUCUCUUUCCUCAACUAUUUGUUUAAUGAGCACCAGCUUUUUGGGCCUUUCUUGCUUGUUGUACCGCUUUCAACGUUAACCUCAUGGCAAAGAGAAAUCCAGUUGUGGACACCUCAAAUGAAUAUUGUCGUCUACUUGGGGGAUAUAAGUAGUAGGAAUAUGAUCAGAACACAUGAAUGGAUGCAUGUUCAUUCCAAGAGGCUGAAAUUCAACAUCCUCCUUACCACAUAUGAGAUUCUUCUCAAGGACAAGUCUUUUUUGGGCAGCGUUAAUUGGGCAUUCAUUGGUGUGGAUGAGGCACAUCGACUGAAGAAUGAUGACUCGCUCCUCUACAAGACUAUGAUUGACUUCAAGUCCAACCACAGGCUUCUGAUCACGGGAACGCCUUUGCAAAACUCUCUCAAAGAGCUAUGGUCCCUGCUGCAUUUCAUUAUGCCCGAAAAAUUUCACUCGUGGGAAAUGUUUGAGGAGGAACAUGGUAAAGGACGGGAUUCUGGCUACACCAGUCUGCACAAAGAACUGGAACCUUUUCUUCUACGCAGAGUCAAGAAGGAUGUGGAGAAAUCUCUCCCUGCCAAAGUGGAGCAGAUCCUCCGAGUAGAAAUGAGCGCUAUCCAGAAACAGUAUUACAAAUGGAUCCUGACCAGGAACUACAAGGCUCUGAGUAAAGGUACCAAAGGCAGUACAUCAGGUUUCCUAAACAUUAUGAUGGAGUUGAAGAAGUGCUGUAACCACUGUUACCUGAUUAAACCUCCCGAGGACCAUGAGUUCCUCAACAGAGCUGAAGCAUUGCAGCAACUUAUCCGCAGCAGUGGCAAGCUGGUGUUAUUGGACAAGCUGCUGGUGCGUCUGAAAGAGAGAGGCCACAGAGUUCUUAUCUUCUCCCAGAUGGUUCGGAUGCUGGAUAUCCUUGCUGAUUACCUGAGAAGCCGACAGUUCCUCUUUCAGCGAUUAGAUGGCUCUAUCAAGGGUGAGAUGAGGAAGCAGGCGUUAGAUCAUUUUAAUGCUGAUGGCUCAGAGGAUUUCUGUUUCCUCUUGUCCACACGGGCUGGUGGACUUGGUAUCAAUCUGGCUUCGGCUGACACAGUUGUUAUCUUCGACUCUGACUGGAACCCCCAAAAUGAUCUUCAAGCCCAGGCCAGAGCUCACAGAAUUGGACAAAAGCGACAAGUGAACAUCUACCGUUUGGUGACAAAGGGUUCAGUGGAAGAGGAAAUAAUAGAGCGAGCAAAGAAGAAGAUGGUGCUGGAUCACCUUGUCAUUCAGAGGAUGGACACGACAGGAAAAACGGUUCUCCACACGGGCACUGCUCCCUCAAGUUCAGCACCAUUCAACAAGGAAGAGUUGUCUGCAAUCUUGAAAUUUGGUGCUGAGGAGCUUUUUAAAGAGCCAGAAGGCGAAGAGCAGGAGCCCCAGGAAAUGGAUAUUGACGAGAUUCUCAAAAGAGCUGAGACCAGAGAGAAUGAUCCCGGACCUUCCACGGUGGGAGAAGAACUGCUAUCUCAGUUCAAGGUUGCAAACUUUAGCAUGAUGGAAGAAGAGGAAAUAGACAUGGACUCUGAGCGUAGCCAGCGGAGUUGGGAUAGCAUCAUUCCUGAGGAACAGCGGCGGAGGAUGGAGGAGGAGGAGCGACAGAAGGAGCUGGAGGAGAUCUACAUGCUGCCGCGGAUGAGGAAUUGUGCCAAACAGAUAAGCUUUAAUGCCGGUGAAGGCAGAAGACAAGGCAGGAGCAGAAGAUACUCGGGGUCCGACAGUGACUCUCACUCAGAUCGAAAGAGGCCAAAGAAACGAGGUCGGCCUCGGACCAUUCCACGGGAAAAUAUCAAGGGUUUCAGUGACGCCGAGAUCCGAAGGUUUGUCAAAAGUUACAAGAAAUUUGGGGGACCACUGGAACGGUUGGACGCCAUAGCUCGUGAUGCAGAACUCGUAGAUAAGUCUGAACACGACCUCAAACGUUUGGCUGAAACUGUUCAUAACGGCUGUGUGCGAACGCUAAGGGAAAAUCCUUGUGGACCGGAAAAAGCUUCUGGCAGGAGAGGGAAAGUAAAAGGACCCACAUUUAGGAUCUCUGGUGUUCAAGUCAACGCCAAGCUUGUUAUUUCUCAUGAGGAAGAGCUGGCUCCACUUCACAAAGCCAUUCCUGCAGACCCAGAGGAGAGGAAAAAGUAUAUGAUUCCAUGCCACUCAAAAGCAGCGCACUUUGACCUCGAGUGGGGGAAAGAGGAUGACUCCAGCCUGCUAAUCGGAAUCUAUGAAUACGGUUACGGCAGCUGGGAGAUGAUUAAAAUGGACCCAGACCUCAAUCUAACACACAAGCUGCUACCAGAUGACCCUGAUAAGAAACCCCAGGCCAAACAGCUACAGACCAGAGCAGACUACCUCAUCAAGUUGCUGAGCAAGGACCUCGCCAAAAAAGAAGCUCAGAAACAAGGAGGAACAGCAAAUUCUCGGAAGAGGAAGCCAAGAAGCAAAAAGAGAGAAACUCUGAAGCCAACUCCGAUAGACGAGAUGAUUAAGAGCGCUUCGUCGGAUCCCCCGUCGGACAAACGGUCUGACGAUGAGGAUGAAAUCGAGGAGGAAAAGGCCGAAAGCAAAGCUGAGGUCAGAGAACGAAUAAAGAAAGCUCCUGAUCUACCGGUCCAUAUAAUGGCAAGUGGAGAUAAUUUUCCAAUAUCUGAGGAAUCUGAAGAACUCGACCAGAAAACCUUUAGCGUGUGUAAGGAGAGGAUGCGGCCUGUAAAAGCGGCGCUUAAGCAGCUGGACCGACCGGAGAAGGGACUAUCUGAACGGGAGCAGCUCGAGCAUACGAGGCAAUGUCUCAUCAAGAUUGGUGACCACAUCACCGAGUGUCUCAAGGAGUAUUCCAAUCCUGACCUCAUCAAACAGUGGAGAAAAAACCUGUGGAUAUUUGUUUCGAAAUUCACUGAAUUUGACGCCAGGAAACUGCAUAAAUUAUACAAACACGCCAUCAAGAAAAGGCAAGAAAAUGCUCAGGCAAUGGAGCAAAACACCAGGAAUUCAAACCCAAUCGGUUUUAAAAACACAGAUAUCGAACGUCUGAGAGACAACUCCCACCAGGACGACAGCAGCAGGGACAGUUACAGCUCCGACAGGCACCAGCCCUCUGCUCGUUUCCACGACGGCAGCAAGGAGAGGCACUCCGCGGAGGCCCACAGGAAGCCCGCCGGAGAGUCGCGAAAGCGGCCGUACUCCACGUUCAGCAACGGCAAAGACCACAGAGACAACUACAGACCCGACAGCAGGGAUCGAGACAGGCACGACAGACUUUACAGCGACGGUAAGCAACGAAAGCUAGAGGAAGCGCGCCCCGGCAGAGACCACCGGCCGGACCCGAAAGAUCUCUCGCACUCGGACCAGCGCUCGUCUUACCGCUACCACUCGGACUGGCAGACGGAGCAGCGGUCCUCGGCCGGCGGACCCCGCUCCCCCCGGGACCAGCGCUCCCCGUACGACUCGCGCUCCCCGUUGGGCCACCGCUCUCCUUUCGACUACUCGUCCGACCACAAGAGCACACCGGAGCAGAUCUGGAGCGGGCGCAAGACAUAA